Lolium rigidum is the source of this 969-nucleotide messenger RNA. Its product is annotated as phosphopantothenate--cysteine ligase 1-like. Gene Ontology annotation, cellular component: nucleus; cytoplasm. Gene Ontology annotation, biological process: coenzyme A biosynthetic process. The record is from RefSeq and is a predicted model, not a curated record. Gene Ontology annotation, molecular function: phosphopantothenate--cysteine ligase activity. NCBI's taxonomy places the organism in Eukaryota, Viridiplantae, Streptophyta, Magnoliopsida, Poales, Poaceae. The transcript is spliced from 9 exons. Bases 1 to 969 code for a protein of 322 amino acids.
AUGGUCGCGGCUGAGGACCCGGAAUCAUUCUUCACCACCGCGCCGCCGCUGCGCGACGCCGACGCCGUCGCCGCCAGGCUUCAAGAGUUCAUCGCUCGCAACUCCAACAGCGCAGGUAGGGGCGGCGGCGGGCGGCCUAUCGUGUGCGUGACAUCGGGCGGUACGACGGUGCCUCUGGAGCAGCGGUGCGUGCGGUACAUCGACAACUUCAGCUCCGGCCACCGCGGGGCCGCCUCAACCGAGUAUUUCUUGAAGGCUGGUUAUGCUGUUAUCUUCGUCCAUAGACGUGGGAGUUGCCAGCCUUACUGUAGGUUCAUGCCUGACGAUUCAUUCCUCAAGUUCUUAGAUGUCAAUGAAGAAUCAAAGGUUCAAGUGGCCAGGUCCCAUGAAACAGUGGUAAAGAAAUCAAUUGGAGACUAUUCCAAGGCUAUGGAAUGCGGCUCUCUGCUGAAACUCCCAUUCACGACAAUAUUUGAAUACCUUCAGUUACUGAGGAUGGUGGCUACAUCCGUGAGCUCUAUCGGGCUACGCGGGAUGUUCUAUCUUGCUGCAGCAGUCUCUGACUUCUAUGUUCCUUGGGACAGCAUGGCAAAACAUAAGAUUCAGUCAGCCGGAGGCCCUCUAGAGAUGAGGCUCAGUCAGGUUCCCAAAAUGCUUUCUGUAUUGCGGAACCAAUGGGCUCCCUUGGCAUUCUGUAUAUCUUUCAAGCUGGAGACAGAUUCAGACAUUCUUCUCCAGAAAGCAGAUAUGGCUCUGAGCAAGUACAAGAUGAACAUUGUUGUGGCCAAUUUGCUAGCAACAUACAAAGAAGAAGUCAUUAUUGUCACAAAUGGAGAAAAGAACACCAUCCGAAGGUGCAAUCCUGAUGAAGAUUUGGAAGAGCAUAUAAUCAUACUCCUAACACAGAAGCACUCAAAGUAUAUUUAUGGAUCACAAAUGGGUGCGACCAGGGUCCAGACUGAACUAUGA